This is a messenger RNA of Guyanagaster necrorhizus, 540 nucleotides long. RefSeq lists its product as uncharacterized. The transcript is spliced from 6 exons. The coding region runs from base 1 to 540 and encodes 179 amino acids. NCBI's taxonomy places the organism in Eukaryota, Fungi, Basidiomycota, Agaricomycetes, Agaricales, Physalacriaceae. The record is from RefSeq and is a predicted model, not a curated record.
AUGAAAGCCAUGGCACUGUAUGACAUUCUAUGCCAGAAUGUUGAGAUCGUGAACGGGAAUAAUGUCUGUGAGAAGGUAGAACAGGCCGAACCAGAGGCAAAAAUUCCAUUAGAAUUCAAAUGGCAUCUCGAAACGGAGGAAACAGAGCGGGAAGAGUGCGGGCCGACGGUGCCGGAUUCCAUUGUUGGCAAAUUACCUUUUGCCUUCGGCCAUCAUGUUGUCGAUUCGACGUCUUCCUCCUCCGUGGGACGCCUUCUUCAUCCUCUCGCAGAUGCCUACGUACAGGCUACUCUGGUUGAAGAUUCGCUUGGAAUUAAUCCACUAUUCGAAUGCCUAGACGACAGGAAUCAUGCAGUCAAGGUCUUGGCAGAAUUUCAUCGAAGGACGCCAUUAGAUUCACUUGACCAUUCAGAGACCUUGGAUUGGUUGCAAUGGUCUUCGAAACACCACGAAGGGCUUAUUCUCCCGUUGAUGGCCUUGGGCUUCGCUACAUCUACCAUCGCCGGCCUUAUAAUGCUUCCCGGUAGCCUCGAACAUUAA